UAAAGGUUUAAACAAAAUUGUUGAUUAGAAGUAGUUUGUGAGAUCCACAGUUAUUGGACAGUUUGACGCUUGCCAUAAAACUGAAACGAAGAAAGGGCGUGAUUCAUGGUCAUGAAAAUUAUAUAACACAUUAAUUUUUUUUGCUACAUUUUACGAAUUCUCAACAUUUAUAUCCUCAGUAGAAUUCUCAAAAAUUAUAAUUGAAACAAUUACAAAGAAAAAUAAUUAAGAAUGAGUAUAGGAGAUUCAGCAGAAUUAGAAGGAAACCUGACGUUAAAUGACAGGUUAAAGGUUUUCAAAGGCUCUACGUUUAAUCCUGAAACUUAUGUUAUCUCCAAAUGCCAUACCAUAAACGAGAAGGAAAUAAGGCAUUUGUGUUCAUAUCUUGUGGAGCUGAAGAAAGCAUCUGCAGAAGAAAUGCGUAGGAGUGUUUACGCUAAUUAUGGUGCUUUUAUUCGGACAUCAAAAGAGAUUUUAGCUUUGGAAGGACAUCUGCUUUCCAUGAGGAAUCUGCUACAAACUCAGGCAGCUCUAGUUCAUCAUUUAGGAGAACGAGUUCGGAUAGAAUCGUUGUGGGCGAAUUCUGAAGACUCACUUGCAGAAGAGCUAGCUAACUUUGAGAACAGGCAAUUUUCAAAAACAGAAGAAGAUUGGUUAACAGAAUUUUUAGAAACUCUUGAUGUGUUAUUAGCUGAAAAAAGAGUGGAUGAAGCUAUGGUAGCCCUUGAUAAGGGAGAAAGUUUAGCCCUUGAUAAGAAGCACAGAUUGAGCCCAACUGCACUCCUUACAUUUCAGACUGCAAUUAAACAACAAAGACAAAAAUUAGCUGAUCAGCUUGCAGAAACCAUUAGCCAACCUUGUACGAGAGGAGUAGAGCUUCGGUCAUCUGUUUUAGCUUUGAAGAAACUCGGAGAUGGCCCUCGCGCCCAUACAUUGCUGCUCCAUUCUCAUACGCAGAAGUUACAGUCUGGGAGGAAGAUUCUAUGCUCGUCCAAUGCAACGGUAUAUACUGCUGCUAUGUCACAGCUUGUGUUCUCUACUAUAGCGCAAGCUGCGAGUGAUUCCUUGUCAGUUUUCGGAGAGGAGCCUGCAUAUUCAUCGGAGCUUGUAACUUGGGCUAUAAAACAGACUGAGAUUUUCAUUGCGCUUCUUAAAAGGCAUGUUUUAGCUUCAUCAGCAGUUUCAUGGGGGCUAAAAGUUGCUGCUGAGUGCAUUCACAUAUGUUUGGGUCAUUGUUCUUUGCUAGAAUCUCGCGGAUUGGCGCUUUCUCCUGUUUUAUUGAGACUUUUUAGGUCUAGUGUUGAGCAGGCAUUAAGUGCCAACUUAAAAAGAAUUGAACAGACUAGUGCAGCAUUAGCUGCUGCAGAUGACUGGUUACUUACUUAUCCACCUGUCGGCGGCCGUCUUCUAUCUUCUUCUUCAUCUCUUCAUAGUGUUGCAGCAUCACAACCAAAGCUUUCCAGCAGUGCAAACAGAUUUAAUACCAUGGUUCAGGAAUUUCUGGAAGAUGUAGUGCCGCUCGAGAUCCUGCAGCUGGAUGGUCCUGCAAUGGAAGGUGUUUUACAAGUGUUCACAGGCUACGUAAACUUGUUGAUACGCGCAUUACCAUGUUCGGUGGACAAUGAAGACAACUUGGAAGCUUGUGGAAGUAAAAUUGUGAGAAUGGCAGAGACUGAGAGCCAACAAAUAGCAUUGCUAGCAAAUGCAUCAUUGUUAGCAGAUGAAUUGCUCCCUCGGGCUGCCAUGAAGCUUUUGCCGAUGCCUAAUAGAGCAGAUGAAGUGCCAAGACGAGCUUCAGAGAGUCAAUCUCGGCUCCCAGAUCUUAGAGAAUGGAAGAAGAAACUUCAACGAUCAGUUGAUCGAUUACGGGAUAGCUUUUGCAGACAGCACGCUCUUGAUCUCAUAUUCAUGGAAGAUGGUGAAAUCCGUCUGCAUGCAAAUAUAUACUUAAGCAUGGAUGAUGAGGCAGAGGAGCCAGAAUGGUUCCCAUCCGCAAUCGCUCAGGAACUCUUCAUAAAAUUGACUCGAGUGGCGAGCUUAGCGACUGACAUGUUUGUAGGCAGAGAAAGGUUUGCAACAAUUCUAUUAAUGAGACUCAUAGAGACCGUGAUCCUCUGGCUUUCGGAUGAUCAAACUUUCUGGGAAGAAGUCGAGGGCGAAAAACCAUUAGGUCCUCUUGGCCUCCAACAGUUUUACUUGGAUAUGCAAUUUGUGUUGCUGUUUGCAUCGCAAGGGCGAUAUUUAUCAAGGAACUUACAUCAAGUAAUAAAGAACAUAAUAGCAAGAGCGAUCGAUGUGGUAGCCGUGACCGGAGUGGAUCCUAACAGUGUGCUGCCGGAGGAUGAAUGGUUUGCAGAAGUGGCUCAAAUAGCUAUCAAAAUGUUGACCGGAAAAGCCAACUUUGGAAAUAUAGACAGAGAUGUUAGCAGCCCAACUGCGGCUUCAGUGUUAUCACAUGGAAGUAAUUAGAGAUUUGUUUGAGUUGUAUACACUCCAUCAGAAUAUGAUGUGUUUUCUUAGCUAGCUUCCUCAUCAGGAUUGUUGUAUAUUCCAAGAGUUAUUAUAGUGAGAUUCUAGAGAAAAAUAAAACU
Messenger RNA from Mercurialis annua (annual mercury), 2591 nucleotides. RefSeq names its product exocyst complex component EXO84A. Gene Ontology annotation, biological process: intracellular protein localization; exocytosis; Golgi to plasma membrane transport. Gene Ontology annotation, cellular component: exocyst. Bases 232 to 2469 code for a protein of 745 amino acids. The transcript is spliced from 6 exons. NCBI's taxonomy places the organism in Eukaryota, Viridiplantae, Streptophyta, Magnoliopsida, Malpighiales, Euphorbiaceae. The record is from RefSeq and is a predicted model, not a curated record.